AUGUUUCACAAGGUCAUUCCAAAUAGUAUACCUAACUCCUGCCUCUCUCUUAGCUCGUUGAUAGCAUUUCUUUAUUCUCCUUUCACCCCCUCUCUCCCUCUCUCUCUCCCUCUCUCUCUCCCUCUCUCUCCCCUUCACCCUCUCUCUCUCCCUCCCCUUCUCUCUCCCCCUCUCUCCCUCUCUCUCUCCCCCUCUCUCUCUCCCUCCUUUUCUCUCUCUCUCUCUUCUUUUUGUCACAACAGCGACAAAAUGGUGGGGUCUCGUCCUAUGGGCGGCAAAUCACAUGAGAUCAGGCGAAGCGAUGGUUCUCUGCUCUCUCUCUCUCUCUCUCUCUCUCUCUCUCUCUCUCUCUCUCUCCAGUCUCUCUGCCGUAGUCUUGUCUGCGGUGUCUCCGCCGUCUGUAUCUUCAUCUACUCGGCUUUCUCGUUCCCCAAACAACCAAUAAGGGCUCUCCCUGCAAAUGUCCAAAUAUGGGGGAGCCACUCCUCCCACCUUGGAAUUCUACCUGAGCUUUCUCCUUCUUUUGGUCACCGGAUCAAACCAGCCUCCUUCUUGAUUUGUGUGAGUGCCUCUCAAUAUCACUGCCCAAGGGGGCGUGGAAAGUCCUCCGCCUUCCCUGAAAUUCAACCUGGGCCUUUUUCUCUUUGGUCACCUAAAGAAACCGGUCCCCCAAAGGCCAGGCACGGUCUGGCCCAACGGCCAGAUUUGAAUUAUCGUUCAAAAUUCUUUCUCAUCGUGCUUUUGUGUGUGGUCGCUUUCGCAUCUUGA
Messenger RNA from Acanthosepion pharaonis, 768 nucleotides. Lineage: Eukaryota; Metazoa; Mollusca; Cephalopoda; Sepiida; Sepiidae. The record is from the annotation of a GenBank genome assembly.